Messenger RNA from Wasmannia auropunctata (little fire ant), 1085 nucleotides. Its product is annotated as endothelial lipase-like. The record is from RefSeq and is a predicted model, not a curated record. Gene Ontology annotation, molecular function: lipase activity. The transcript has 7 exons. Bases 37 to 1002 code for a protein of 321 amino acids. Lineage: Eukaryota; Metazoa; Arthropoda; Insecta; Hymenoptera; Formicidae.
AAAAAACGUGCCUCAAAGUUUGCGAACAUUUGUUAAAUGACAAUUAAAAUGUUACCAUCGAUUGUCUAUUCUUACAUUCUGCUAUGUUUUAUGACAUGGAUAAAGCCUGGCCAACCAUUCUUCUUCUGUUCUUGUAACGGAAAUAUAGAUUCAAAGUUCGCGAAUGGUAUCAAUCUGGUUCAUUAUAAAUGUGACGGAACAAACACCUCUUAUCCAAUUACAGCACCACAAGAUUUGUUAACAGUAUUAGAUACAAAACGAACAAUUUUUUACAUUUUUGGAUACCUGCAAUAUCCAACCCACCCUAAUGUCCAGUUAAUGAUAAAGACGCUUUGUAAAGGAGGAAAGGACAACGUUGUGUUAGUUGAUUGGAGCAAAUAUUCUAACGAUACUUUUUACCCACUCGUUUUCUAUAAUGCCCAAAAAGUAGGGAAAUUAUUUGCUAGAAGUUUAGAGAUACUUGUGGCAGCCGGUCUCGAUUCAUUCAAGAUUUAUAUCAUCGGGUUUUCAGUGGGCGCACACGUAGGUGGUUUUGCUGGUAAAUGCAACAACUUCACGAUACCUCGCAUAACAGGAUUGGAUCCUGCGAAUCCUUUUCUCUCUCUUUGCUUGGGAUGCUAUCUUUCGUCUGACGAUGCGGAGUUUGUCGACUCAAUGACUUCAGGCAUGCCUGUAUUUGGCUCUUUCCCGUUCCCACGGAUGGCAACAGCGCAUUUCUUGUUAAAUGGAGGCUAUUCGCAACCGAAUUGUUCAUUAAUUUCCUUGUUGACUGAUCCAACUAAUCUAUUACCCACAGUUUUCUGUAGCCAUAGAAGAGCAGUCGAAGUAUAUGCAUACUCGGCACUUAAUCCUUCCAAAUAUAAUGCAACAUUAUGCUCUAUUCCACAACUUUUGAAUAGCUGUAUUAAUAAGAAAGACAAAUGCACGGGCAAACAAUAUUUGGUUGGAUACAACGCAAGCAAUGUGCCUGGAUACUUUUAUGUCGACACCAAGGGGCAGUAAGAACCGAUAAUUAUAUUAUUUGCAGAUAAUCUGUCAGAUAAUAAUUCAUAUUUUAUUUAAUUAUUUUAUGUAAAGAUAAAGGU